AUGGCCAAAUACCUUGAUCGUUAUUAUAUGAGCUCAGAAUAUUCAACUCCAUCAUUACCUCUCUUUUACAAUCAAAAUUCUUCCAACACAUGUUAUUACACCACCAUCGCGAACUCGUUAUUAAACAAUUUUCCUACUCCAUUUAAUCAUUACGGCGUUAAUAAUGGUAAUAAUUCUUUUGACUCGGGGUAUAUUAAUAGCCAGGAAACAAAUGUAAACAAUAAGCCAUCCUUAAAAUUUAAAUACGAUAUCCUCCCCUAUAUCAACCAAUAUGGCUGGCACAAUGGCAUGGAGGGGGCUAUAUCACGAGACCUAUUCGAGCCAACAAGUCCCUAUUUCCCAAUGUCUAGGCCCAAGUGUAUCAAUAGUAAUACACAUUGCAUCGGUUUUGAUUCCUCAUCACAAAUUGAUAAAAAUAAUUUGCGCAAUGGGAUUAAUAUAUGUGAAACCAAUAAUCCUCCCAUUAAUAUAUGUGACACAGAAGCAAAUUCGAUAUUCAUGUGCGAUAGGAAUUACCGGAACUACUACAGCAACAAUAAGAGUAUUAUGGCCCCUUUGCCUAAAUGUCCUAUUAACAUCUAUACAUCCAACGUUAAUUUCCUGCAAUCGAAUUUAUCCAUAAAUACAUUUUAUAGUUACGAUACCGUUUUUAGCUUACAAAAUGAUGAAUUGAAGGAUAUUAAUAUUUCAAAUAUCUAUGAUAAUAAUCCAAGAUACGUUGCAUUGACGCCUAAUUGCGAAUUAGAUCCUAUUAGUUCCAAUAUUGAUGCAAAUGAUACAAUUCGUAAUAAAAAGGACAAUCUACCGUCGAAAAAAACUAACUUCGAUUCAAUAAAGCGAGAUAUACUCUUACUAAACUAUUUAGCGGAUGGUAAAGGAGAUGAUGAUCUUGACAUCGUGAAACACAAACAGAGGAGAGUGAGGACGACAUUUACGGGAAAUCAACUUAGAGAAUUGGAAAGUGUAUUCGAAAAAACCCAUUAUCCUGAUAUAUAUAUGCGCGAAGAUAUAGCGAUGAAAAUAGAACUAACCGAAGCUAGAAUUCAAGUCUGGUUUCAGAACCGAAGAGCAAAAUACAGGAAAAUCGAAAAGCCGCAAGACAAUCCACCCUAA
This is a messenger RNA of Gordionus sp. m RMFG-2023, 1113 nucleotides long. RefSeq lists its product as uncharacterized. NCBI's taxonomy places the organism in Eukaryota, Metazoa, Nematomorpha, Gordioida, Chordodea, Parachordodidae. The coding region runs from base 1 to 1113 and encodes 370 amino acids. The transcript is spliced from 3 exons. Gene Ontology annotation, biological process: regulation of transcription by RNA polymerase II. Gene Ontology annotation, molecular function: DNA-binding transcription factor activity, RNA polymerase II-specific; RNA polymerase II transcription regulatory region sequence-specific DNA binding. The record is from RefSeq and is a predicted model, not a curated record.